AUGUUGUCUGACACAGGCGCUUCCAACCUCCCUGGAGAUGUCUCAAACCCGUUCUUAUCAAAGUUCACCAACUCACCCAAGAAAGGGCGUAUGUCCCCCGCUGAGGAGUCCAUCGCAACCCUGAGGGAAGGUAUGGGUCGUAUGGACAUAUCUUCCCGAGGAAACUCUAUGGAUUAUCUACACAUGGAAAGGAAAGAUUCUAAGGAGACUGCCAACAGGAGGGAAUUAGAUAGAUUUGUUCCUUCGAGACCAUCUUCCAUCGCAGCCCACUCCCAUUCAUCGAGCACAUUACCUACCUUGGCUCUGGACGGACAUUCUCCCGAUACAUCAAUGGAUCGAUCAGGCUCAUUAUCAAUGGACCACACUACAUCUUCUCUUUCAGCUACUUUGGGUGUACCUCAGAACAACCGAAGGAUCUUAUCAUUCCGAUCCGCUCCUCCUCCCGCAUCACACGCUACUUCCCACCUCGACGCGCAACGAAACUAUCUCCUGCAUUCGUCGUCAUCAGCCAACCGCGGUACAGGGACCAACGCAGCUGGUAAAGAAGGAAAUAAGAAACGUGCACCGCCCUAUGUGCCAGAGAGGGUAUUGGACGCGCCGGGCUUCGAAGAUGAUUAUUAUUUGAAUUUGAUCGAUUGGUCCUGUUCGAAUAGAGUUGCCAUUGGAUUGGGAGAUACAGGAUACGUAUGGGAUGCUGAGAGCGGGACGGUCAACGCGUUAGGUGGCGGUGAUGAGAGCGAGGAUCGGCCAAAGGUGACCGCAGUUUCAUGGUCCAACGACGGAGCGUACCUUGCUGUAGGUACCGACGCGGGUGAAGUGGAAGUAUGGGACGUGGAAGAAGGCAAGAAAAUGCGUGUGAUGGGUGGACACUCUGCUCGUAUCCCUUCGUUAUCAUGGCAUGGUCACGUCUUGAGUUCAGGUUGUAGAGAUGGAAGUAUUCACCAUCAUGAUGUCAGAGUUGCGAAGCAUAAGGUUAUGGAGCUGAUUGGACAUAAUGCUGAGGUAUGUGGUCUGACUUGGAGAUCGGAUGGUCAAUUCCUUGCUUCGGGAGGUAACGAUAAUGUUGUCAAUUGCUGGGAUGGUCGUAUCGGUGCUUCUGUCCUACAGACUGGCGAAGGUGUACCUCGUGGAGUAGCCAAGUGGACCAAAAGGAAUCAUACUGCAGCAGUGAAGGCCUUGGCAUGGUGUCCCUGGCAAUCAUCCUUGCUAGCAUCAGGUGGAGGAACAGCCGACAAACAUAUUCAUUUCUGGUCAACAUCAACUGGAGCUCGUACUUCCUCUUUGGCCACCACGACUCAAGUAACCUCUCUCACAUUUUCACCUCAUUCAAAAGAGAUUUUGGGAACACACGGAUAUCCAGAUAACACCAUAACGCUUUGGAGUUACCCCUCGUUGGAGAAGAUAUGGGAAGUCCCGGCUCACGAUUCGAGGAUUAUCUGUAGUAGUUUGAGUCCAGAUGGGACGACGGUUUGUACAGGUGCAGGGGAUGAGAAUCUGAAAUUCUGGAAAAUAUGGGAAGUCAAACAGAGUAAGAAAGAUAAAGGUGAUGAAGGUGGGAUGAUCAAUGAUGGGGGAAUGGGUAGGACCAAGAAUACAGUUAGGAUUAGGUAA
Messenger RNA from Kwoniella botswanensis, 1611 nucleotides. RefSeq lists its product as uncharacterized. Gene Ontology annotation, cellular component: anaphase-promoting complex. NCBI's taxonomy places the organism in Eukaryota, Fungi, Basidiomycota, Tremellomycetes, Tremellales, Cryptococcaceae. Gene Ontology annotation, molecular function: protein binding; ubiquitin ligase activator activity; anaphase-promoting complex binding. The record is from RefSeq and is a predicted model, not a curated record. Bases 1 to 1611 code for a protein of 536 amino acids. The transcript has 6 exons. Gene Ontology annotation, biological process: anaphase-promoting complex-dependent catabolic process; positive regulation of anaphase-promoting complex-dependent catabolic process; positive regulation of ubiquitin protein ligase activity.